This is a messenger RNA of Saprolegnia diclina VS20, 537 nucleotides long. RefSeq lists its product as hypothetical. The record is from RefSeq and is a predicted model, not a curated record. Lineage: Eukaryota; Oomycota; Saprolegniomycetes; Saprolegniales; Saprolegniaceae. Bases 1 to 537 code for a protein of 178 amino acids. The transcript has a single exon.
AUGAGUAGUUGUGACGCGACUGAGUGCGCCGUGGCAACAGGCCACACCGACAACGCGGCAACGGCGACGACAGCGCUCUUAUUGCCCCAUGCCAUUGACACUGAAGCGCCGUUGCUACACGAAGUGCAAGUCGACGAGUUCGCGGUGCUCACCGCCCGCCACGCCCAAGAAGAACGAGCGCUCACGCAGCUGCAUGAAAUUGAAGAUACGACGUACCAGGCCGUGCUGAGAGAGGCUAAGUACGUCGACGCGGACGUGGCCGACACGGCGUGCCCGACCUACUAUGUGGCGCUGUACCUCAAGCACAAGCAAGAGCAGCGUGCACUGCGCAAGAACCAGCUGGCCGAGUCGGUGCUAUUUUGCCGCGCCCAGCGCGAUCAAUACGAAGCGUUCGUGCGCCAGCAGGAGCGCGCACGCGCGGCGCUCGCGGUCAAGCAGCGCCACGAGAUGGAGCGCGCCAUGCACGACGCCGACGAACCGAUCUUUUUCGAGCUCCUGUACCGCGAGCUGCUUGGCGAUACCCUGGGCGAUACGUAG